UCAAGAUCGCAUAUCGCAGCCGUUGCUGGGCCCAUCGAUUUGUUGACACUGCGAAUUAGCAACUCUUCGCACGAGCCCAAGACCCAGACAAGAAGUAUAUAAACCUAGUUGUCAUGGCACUUGCUAUUAAGUACCAAUCCGGCCAGCAUCCAUCAAUCAGCUAUCUUUAAUCUCUCUUGGAAUCCCUUCGAGAAGCACCGAAAAUGAAGUUCCUUCUUCUGAGUCUCGCCUUGAUCGCCCUGAUCUGCUGCUCCCUGGCCCUUCCUUUGGAUCUGGACAAUGAUGAACCGUUGACUUUGCUGGAACUGGAGGUGGAACAGGAUCCCCAAGUGGAUGAACUGGAGGGCGAGCGAGUUGCCCGAGGACUGGGUGGUCUGGGAGGACUUGGUGGCAAGUUUGGCGGAUUUGGAGGACUUGGUGGCCUGAAAGGAGGAUUCGGUGGUCUGGGACACGGCUUUGGCGGCGGAUUCGGAGGACACGGCUUAGGCGGCGGAUUCGGCAGCUUCAAGAGCCUAUUCAACAAGAAGUUCCGCUAAUGUAGCAGUCAUACAUCCAAAUUAUAG
Molecule: messenger RNA, 563 nt
Organism: Drosophila suzukii
Lineage: Eukaryota; Metazoa; Arthropoda; Insecta; Diptera; Drosophilidae
Source: RefSeq, a predicted model, not a curated record